Messenger RNA from Notothenia coriiceps (black rockcod), 1227 nucleotides. RefSeq names its product heparan sulfate glucosamine 3-O-sulfotransferase 4-like. The transcript has a single exon. Lineage: Eukaryota; Metazoa; Chordata; Actinopteri; Perciformes; Nototheniidae. Gene Ontology annotation, molecular function: [heparan sulfate]-glucosamine 3-sulfotransferase activity. The record is from RefSeq and is a predicted model, not a curated record. The coding region runs from base 628 to 1227 and encodes 199 amino acids.
GCAGGAUCCUGCCAAUCUGAGGAGGCGCAAAGGACGGCGACAGCAGCCUGCUAUGGUCAGAAGAGUGGAUGCUUUUGUGCAAAACCUGCGGACUUUCUGCCACAUAAAGUCAGAGAAUAAAAAAGGAUAUUUUUUGGAAACAUACAAUGGGGUUUUGGUUGUAUCGCAGACUGAUCAGGACUUCGGGCUCCUGAUGAGAAGAAGACUUUGAACACUCAUUUUCUUUUUUCUCUUUUCCUCCUUCUUUAUAAAAUGCCAGGAUUGUGCCCAUCAUACAUUGUUCAGUUCAAGCCAGGCUGCUCAUUUGGAAGGACGCCUGAUGUCCAGCGUCUCAAAUCUGCAAGUUCAGUCCAAUAAAUUGUGACAUUCUCUGUCAGCCUUGGAAUAAGAAAUCGAUACUCAAGAAAAAGAGGGACGCGAUAUUCUCCCGGAAUUUUAACGAUCCAUUUCCCUGCUAUCCUUUUAAAUAUGCGAUUUGGCUGGAUUAGGUUGGUUCGGUCCAGCUUCACGCUUUUAAAGCUGGAGCUGCGCUGAUAGUGACUGAUUAUUGCUGUUGUUUUUGUCCAUGCAAGACUCGGGGUGGAAACAUGUCUGGCCACUUCUCUGAGAGGAUCACUGCUAUCAGAGAUGGCAUUUUGGUCCAGCACUUCGGUUUUCACCUCUAAAGUGCCCCGGAAAAUCUUAUUCAUGUUCACCCUCUCCCUCUCUGUCACCUACUUGUUCUAUAGCUUGAUGAGCUGCUACAACUCGCUGCAGUUCCCUCUGCAAGAGAACUACGCGUAUCAGGGGAGGCUGGUGACGGAGGAGACAACUUUUGUGACAUUGAGGGAGAAACUUUACUCCACUUCCCAGGGCUUGAGCGAAUUCACCGAGACCGAGAGAACCACCGCGGUUUCCACGGCGAGGGAUCAUGCUGAGGCCGAGCAGAGGACAGUGGAGUGGAUUAGGAGUCAGGCGUCUCCAACUAAAUCUGCGGCGGCGUAUCAGACCACCGCGCUGGAGAGGGAGCACCAGGAACUCAGCACCACGGACAGCGAACUCAGGGUGAACUGCACCAUGGAUUACGGAGUGAAAAAACUUCCCCAAGCCAUCAUCAUCGGGGUGAAGAAAGGGGGGACCAGAGCCCUGCUGGAGGCGCUCAGGGUACACCCGGACGUCAGAGCCGUUGGGAAUGAGCCACAUUUCUUUGACAGGAACUACGAGAAAGGGCUGGACUGGUACCGGUGA